AUGGACCUGCGUGUGAGCUACCCCAGCUACUGUACGGCGUCACCUUGCGACGGGACUACGACGACAUCUUGCCGCGAAACCCGUGGCCCGGCUCUCCCCCGUCUGGCCGAGGAGAUGGUCCACCUAGACUUCCAAGACGCCGCCGACAGCAGAACGUGGUACCGGACGGUGGGAAGCAGACACGCAGCUGUGAGCAAGCUUUGGAAGGAGAAGCAACAGCAGGCGUACAGAGACCUGGCGCGCUUGCCCUCUGCGCGAGACCCGGUCGGCUCGGGCGAGGCGGUGAUCAUCUGCAACGGCAAGGUCGGAUCACGGGCCCGCGGGGUGGUCGCUGAAGCAGCACUUGGUCUAGUCCACAAGGAGGACUCACAGGAUGGGCGGGAUCGCGGUGUCCACAGGUCAUCACGACGUCCUUAUUUGGGAGCUCGGCGACGAAGGAGCUUACUUCGACGAUGCGAUGCGAUCACGGGCUGUGGCGAUGAGCCUUCGAGCCAGCGAGCUGACGGAGACGCACACGGCACUAUUCAGGGACAAGGACGAAAGCGAAGGUGCUGCCGAGCCCUGGAGGUCACGGGAAGAAGUAAAAAAAAAAAGGAGUUUGCGAGCGAGUUGACGGAGUCGGAACGGGCCCGGAGGGAUAAGAUGAACGAAAUGGCGGCGGCGAUGCUUCAGGAUGACCCAGGGAUUUCUGGGUGCGGUUGA
Molecule: messenger RNA, 702 nt
Organism: Drepanopeziza brunnea f. sp. 'multigermtubi' MB_m1
Lineage: Eukaryota; Fungi; Ascomycota; Leotiomycetes; Helotiales; Drepanopezizaceae
Source: RefSeq, a predicted model, not a curated record